AUGAUCACCGGGCCCAUGGAAUUUCACCCAUACGACCUGCCGCUGCCGAACCAGAUCUUGCCCUGUGCGAUUCUCAACGAGGAGGCGACGGGUCUUGUGGCCGAGCUCGAAGCAAAGGGCAAGGACUCGGCGCUGGGGAAGCUCGGCUAUGAGAUCAAGGAGCAGAAGAACGUCUUCAUGUGGGCGAUGUGGGUCUCCAUCUCCGCAUACCUCAAGGACUUCGGGUACCGGCAGUCGGUCCAGGUGCAGUACCAGGCCGUGCCGCAGGACGACGGCUCUCUCGGCGACAACGAGCCGAAGCCGGUCAACGUCUUUAGCUGGGUCGCCGUCAUCUUUUGCCUCAUCCUCGUGGCCUUCGAGAUCCUCCUCCUCGAGUGCAUGAUGGUGGAGAACUUUUUGGCGGAGGUGCCCCACACCCUCACCUGGGUCGAGUGGUGGUACCUCGACGAGCCGUUCCUGCCGCGCUUCAUCUGGAUCGUCGGCAAGCUCAUCGUGAUCCCGCUGGCGAUCGGCGACGCGAUCAACAGCGAGCCGCUGCUGUCCGUCGUCGUCAUCUCGUACUUUGCGCUGGUCACCGCCAUCCUCAUCUCGGCCGAGAGCACCGGCAACGCCCCCUCCGACUGCUCCCGCACCACCCACGGACCUGCACCCACACUGGGCAACGCCCUCUCCGACUUCGGAAUCAUCUUUGCCAUCUUCGGCUUCCUCCAAGCGACCGACAGCCGCGGGAUGGGCUUCAUUGCCGGCGCGGCGUGCCUCGACCCGACGACGUACCUCGCGACGACAAAGUGGAUCGGGCUGUGGACUUUCGCCCUGAUGAUCCUGUUCCACGCCUACGGCCCUAGAUGCGGGACACACGGACGCGCGGACUCAGCUGUCUUCUCGCUGCUUUCGUGGCCCUUAUCACUCACGGUCUACUACACGCCGCUGUACUCGUGGGUGGUGCCCGUCUCCAACAUCUACUUUGCGGUCAUCUGGCAGACGUAUCCGUACUGCCUCGACGGCUGGCCGAUCUGCUUCCCCCACGGCGGCCCGUGCCUCUUCUGGGCGCAGUUUGGGACGAGCCUCGCGUGGACGUCCCUCUUUGUGCUGCGGUAUGGCUGCUUCCUCUUCCCGUGCGCCUGCGCGCCAGAGCUGCCGGGCUGGUUCUUCUUCCCGCCCUCCAAUCACCUCGAGAGUCCGCUCGGAAGGCAGGGCCAGUGGGACACGCGCUACAUUGCGCUCUUUGCCGAACGCCUCUUUGGACGCUCGGGCAUCGGCUGGGACUGGGACAGCUGCGAGUGGGAGCCAAAAGACAUCGACUACGAGCGCUUCUACCACGGGCCGCAGCAGACCGCCGACCAGCGCGCGGCAGGCUGGGAGCAGCGCCUCGAGCUGCUGGAGGCGCGCGUGCUAGGGAGCCAAGGCGCCGGGCAAGGGGUGGGCGGCGGCGUGGGGAGCCAGUUGAGACAUACGUGGUGA
Molecule: messenger RNA, 1461 nt
Organism: Emiliania huxleyi CCMP1516
Lineage: Eukaryota; Haptophyta; Isochrysidales; Noelaerhabdaceae
Exons: 7
Coding region: 1-1461 (486 amino acids)
Source: RefSeq, a predicted model, not a curated record